Messenger RNA from Perca flavescens (yellow perch), 1985 nucleotides. RefSeq names its product melatonin receptor 1A a (gene mtnr1aa). The coding region runs from base 399 to 1439 and encodes 346 amino acids. Lineage: Eukaryota; Metazoa; Chordata; Actinopteri; Perciformes; Percidae. Gene Ontology annotation, molecular function: melatonin receptor activity. Gene Ontology annotation, biological process: G protein-coupled receptor signaling pathway. The transcript has 2 exons. Gene Ontology annotation, cellular component: plasma membrane. The record is from RefSeq and is a predicted model, not a curated record.
CGUAACGUUGCACCUUUCUGCCACCAGGCGACAGCAUUUCUCCCUCAAAAUAAAAACCCCGCUCCUGUCCGGGCUGUUGGAUCACAUGCUGGGAAGGUUUGAAGUUGCGGCUUUCCAUCACACAUGCGCGCGGACAAAGUGAAUGGCACACGGGCGCAGAAGUGACACCGAGGCGACCAGUCCGCGGCAGCUAGGUAAAGGCUGGAGUGAAGUCCGCGCGGGGUGGAGAGAGAAAAAAAGGAGGAGAAGCGCGAGUGGAGAGGAUGAAGAUGAAAGCCAAGGGAGGCUGUAGUAUCCCAGCACCGGCGUCUUCGAAAUCCAGACUAUAGGACACACGGGGAAUCACGACACGUGUAAUUUGGGCCAGUUGAGAAAGUUCGGCGACCGUAGCCUAUACAAUGAUUAUAAAUGGGUCCCACCUGAACAGCUCCUCGCCAGACCCCAGCGACCGUCCGCCGUGGGUUACCACAACUUUGGGCUGCUUUCUCAUCUUUACUAUCGUUGUAGACAUCCUGGGCAAUCUCCUGGUCAUCUUCUCCGUGUAUCGGAACAAGAAGCUCAGAAACGCAGGGAACAUAUUUGUGGUGAGCCUGGCAGUGGCAGACCUUGUGGUGGCCAUCUACCCUUACCCUCUGGUCCUCACCUCCAUCUUCAACAAUGGCUGGAACCUGGGCUACGUUCACUGCCAGAUCAGCGGCUUCCUUAUGGGCGUCAGCGUCAUCGGCUCCAUCUUCAACAUCACCGGCAUUGCCAUCAACCGCUACUGUUAUAUCUGCCACAGCCUCAAGUAUGAUAAACUGUACAGUGACAAAAACUCAGUCUGCUAUGUGAUGUUAAUCUGGGCGCUGACUGUGGUGGCCAUCGUGCCCAACCUGUUUGUGGGUUCACUUCAGUAUGACCCACGGGUUUAUUCCUGCACAUUCGAGCAGUCAGCCAGCUCAGCGUACACUAUCGCAGUGGUUUUCUUUCACUUUAUUUUACCCAUCAUGAUUGUCACAUACUGCUACCUGCGCAUUUGGAUACUGGUCAUACAGGUGAGGAGACGAGUCAAGCCGGACAACCGGCCCAAGCUAACGCCACAUGAUGUUAGAAACUUUAUCACCAUGUUUGUAGUGUUUGUGCUCUUCGCCGUUUGCUGGGCACCGCUCAACUUCAUCGGUCUGGCCGUAGCGAUCAAACCAGAGGUGGUGGUUCCCCUCAUCCCUGAGUGGUUAUUUGUGGCUAGCUACUUUAUGGCCUACUUCAACAGCUGCCUUAAUGCCAUUGUGUAUGGUGUGCUGAACCAGAACUUCAGGCGGGAGUACAAGCGCAUUGUAGUGUCAGUGUGCACAGCACGCAUCUUCUUCCAGGACAGCUCCAACGAUGCAGGGGAGAGGCUCAAGUGUAAACCGUCACCCGUCAUGACCAACAAUAACCAGGUCAAGGUGGACUCUGUCUGAUCCAGAACUCAGAGGAAUACUGAGCGGACAUUAAAAGAUGUGCGGUGACUGAGAGUAAAAAAAAGAAAAAGGCAGAGUGAGAAAAACUACCAAAUAUUAAUAUAAAACAGCUUCUAUACUCUGAGCUGUCUACAGACGUUGAUAUGGUGCUAUUGGACCUCUGAACAAUCACAGUAAAAACAGGGGUGCAUAUUAUCUUUGUCUCUUGUUUGACUGUAGUACAGUAAAUAUGACGUACAUUUUGUUUUCCUGUUUACAGUGAUGAUAUAAAUGUAUUAUGCAUUAUAUAAGUAUUUAUUUUGUAUGACAUGUCAUGUAGAUAUAUGGUAAGAUACAUCAGGUUCCAGUUAAAUGAAGACAACAUUAUAUCAGGCCAAUAGAAACAUUCUACAAAACUUGAUUAAAAAUAUAUAUAGACAUUCAUAAAGUUUUACAAAUGGAGUGCAAUGUGGGUUGCUGCUGUCGUAUUAUACCCUGUAAUACAUAAGUGGAAUAUAUAUUUUAGCGCUUUUCUCUCUCUCUCUCUCUCUCUCUCUCUCUCUCUCU